GCCUUCUUCGUCGCUUUCGUCAUCUCCAGCAGGUGCGUUUCCGUCGUAGUCUGGUCGAGGUAUCUUUUCGCCUUGUGACUUGAGCACGUUUUCGAUUUGAGGCAUGAUUUCAAUGAGAGCUGAAUAUUGUUCAAUGCUCAUUGAGAUGCCCUGCGAAUCAUGGAUCAGCACCCUCACAAAUCAAACAUGCACGUCACAUAUACCUUCUUUCCUGGCAGCCACUGGUUGUCCUUCUCAUAAUACUCUCUGAUGUUGACCAGCUUCUUGCCCUUGAACUCGGAGAGGGUGACCCGCCUCGCCUUGGAGAUCUCCCAGUAUGUAUUUCCAUCUGAAUCCACUUGUGGCUUGGAGGAUGGGACGAAAGCACUCCCUGAGGCACCUUUCCCACGUUUGGUGGUGGAUACAUCCAGGUCGCUGUCGUCGCCGGCUGCGGACUUUCUCUUCUUGGACGGGAGGGGCAUAUCGCUGCCGUGGGACAGAGAGGUGAUGUACGCGUUGUGAAGGUGUUCAAAGGUGUAUGGAUGGGAGGGAUUCUUGAGGUGAUCUUUCCUGGGUGUUGUGGACGAGGAUGUUCUGUUCUUCCGUGUCUUCUCCAUCCUGUCCAAGGGCAACGCGAUCUCUGAUCUGGGCGCGUCGAGGCGGUCGCUGGCAAUUACUCGAUUUGAUUUGUCUCGCGCCAGUCGCAACUCGGAAAGGUCGACCGAGUUGGAGCGACGUCAUAUCUGGAAAAGGCUUAGCGCGCUAGUCACAUGCAACGCAGCCAAUGAGCGACGGCCACCCCGCCCCUCCUUCGCCAUCGAAGGGUCGACAUCUUUCGUCAAUUACUUUUUGACGCAGCACCUCUCAUUAUCAGACUCACUCAACAACCUACACACUCUUUCUACCAAGUCUGAUCCUAUAAUUCAGCUCGCUGCACAACCAAACACACCAUACACACUCGCCUACCAACCAUCACCAUGUCCCGACGAGCUCUCCUUUCGGUUCCUCGUGCAAUGCGCACCUCGGUCCAAACCUCCGCUGUCCGACCGAGUCUCGCCUCCCCGUCAUCGCUCAGACCCGCCGCCGCCGUCUCGCAGCAGCGACGAAGUUAUCACGAGAAGGUCCUUGAUCAUUACUCAAACCCAAGAAAUGUCGGCUCGAUGGACAAAUCUGCGGUGGAUGUUGGGACAGGCCUUGUUGGAGCGCCUGCUUGCGGCGAUGUGAUGAAACUGCAAAUUAAGGUCGAUCCCAACACUCAAACCAUCAGCGAUGUGAAGUUCAAGACCUUCGGGUGCGGCUCCGCGAUCGCCUCCUCGUCCUAUCUCACCGAGCUUGUGCGCGGCAUGACACUAGAACAAGCAGGGAAGAUCCGCAACACAGAGAUUGCAAAAGAACUGUGCCUGCCGCCAGUCAAAUUACACUGCUCAAUGCUCGCCGAGGAUGCUAUCAAGAGCGCCAUCGGCGACUAUUAUAAGAAAAACCCCAAGGCUAAGGCGACGGACUUGGGUUCCGCCUCGGCGGCGAUGCCCAAGAUUGAAAUUGAACGAGUCACUGCGACAACCGACACGGGUGCCAGUGCGACGGCGUGAGAAAGGAUGAGAUCGGAGAGUUGAAAAUCCUGCAAGAGGACCAGCCAGUGGCAGGACAAAAUUGUGUCAAUAGGCGGAUACCCUUCUUUCUUCGCAGACAAACGGCAGGAGUAUAGGUCGGUUUGCAAAUUGAAAGGCUGAUUCAAUCAAACUACUAGAUUAGUUCCAAGUUUGCUGUUCGGUGUGUAUCGCCUCACCCCUCUCGGUGGUUAGGGGACUGGACCUCUGCAGGUCAUGCAGGGCCUCUUUCAUGUUGGAGGGAAGAGCAUUGCGAUCGUGGUAUGGUAUAGCUGAGCUUUUGGAUGCACCCUGGGUAGAAUCCAGCAGCGUGCCCCCAAUGCUACACGGGAAGCUCUGCGUACAGGACACAAAGGGGCGCGUGGGCGAGAACAGCAACAAGGAGAUCUUUCGCUUGUCGCUACUCAUCUCAGUGUUAGCCAAAUCAUAUAUCCCACGGACUCUGUGCUCUUUGCCACGCUGACAUUUCCUUCGAGCCGGCCUAGCCUGGAUCUUGCUUGGGAUGAAGACGUCUCG
This is a messenger RNA of Cladophialophora immunda, 2102 nucleotides long. RefSeq names its product iron sulfur cluster assembly protein 2, mitochondrial. Gene Ontology annotation, molecular function: 2 iron, 2 sulfur cluster binding; ferrous iron binding. Gene Ontology annotation, cellular component: mitochondrial matrix; cytoplasm. The record is from RefSeq and is a predicted model, not a curated record. The transcript is spliced from 3 exons. NCBI's taxonomy places the organism in Eukaryota, Fungi, Ascomycota, Eurotiomycetes, Chaetothyriales, Herpotrichiellaceae. Gene Ontology annotation, biological process: iron-sulfur cluster assembly; intracellular iron ion homeostasis. The coding region runs from base 957 to 1568 and encodes 203 amino acids.